This is a messenger RNA of Ceratitis capitata (Mediterranean fruit fly), 2492 nucleotides long. Its product is annotated as spermatogenesis-associated protein 5-like protein 1. Bases 11 to 2389 code for a protein of 792 amino acids. The transcript is spliced from 5 exons. Lineage: Eukaryota; Metazoa; Arthropoda; Insecta; Diptera; Tephritidae. Gene Ontology annotation, molecular function: ATP hydrolysis activity; ATP binding. The record is from RefSeq and is a predicted model, not a curated record.
UGCGAAUCAUAUGUUCCUAAGUUUUGAAUUAAUUCAACUUGAGAAUGUGUUUACGAUUUUAUUAGCCCCAGGGCUAAUAAUAAAAAAGUUAAAUGAAAUAGCCUCUCUAGGAUACGGAUUUGCAAUGGAGUUUACUUUUGAACAACAUAUAUGCGUGUUACCGCUUGAAUUAAUUGAAGACAACACUUUUCAAAAGUGCUUGUUGCCCAAUGAAAUUUUUAAGAAGAGUGGUAUACACCCAGGAUCAUGGAUGAAAUGUAUGGUUAAAGGAGUUGGUUACAACAAGUGUUAUAUAUGCCAAGUUUAUCCGCGUGAUAUAGACAGGAAAAGUUGUUACAUAGACUACGCUGUCGGUUCUGCUCCUUUUGCUGAACUCCCAGAGACAUUAUACAAACUAGAGGCGGUUGAUACCUAUCAACAGCGAGUGAAUUCUGUUAAUAUUACUUUGGAAAUUACAGAAACCUUUUUUAAAAGCCGUCUGCGAAAGUAUGAUCUUAGCAUGUUGAAUGCAACCACGAAACAGAUAAUGGCGCAACACUAUUUGUCAGUAGGAUGUGCUGUUCGCACCAAAACAGCGGAGAGUUUUGGAAUAACUGCUAUAAAUAUAGAUGAGUGUUCUGAACUCAACAAAGAUUAUAUUUUCCAGUUGGAAAGUCAAACAAAGGUACUCAUUUGGAAUUUUAUAGUAAAACACCGAACGGUUAUAACUAACGAAACACCAUUUUUCAAACAUGGAUAUGAAUUUGUAUGGAACGAGCUGAAAGAUUUAUUAACCAGUGCAAAACUUAAAGAGAUUCAAAGCAAAUGUAAAAGCAUCCGGCCACAUUUGAAUGCGCUACUAAUUGGACCACCGGGUUGUGGGAAAACAUUAUUGAUAAAAGCCUUUAUGGAAGAAUUUAAUUGCAAUUGCUUUCAUAUUUCGACGGACAAUGUAUUACAUGAAUAUCCUGGGGAGGCUGAAGCCCAACUUCGAAAAGUAUUCGAAAAUGCCAUACAUUUGACUAUAAAACUUAAGUCCAAAAAUACAACGGUAAUUAUUUUUGAAAAUAUAGACCACCUCUGCCCUGCUUCAAACAACAUCUCUACUGUGGAUUCAGUCAAUUCGAAUCGUAUAUGCGUGCAAUUGUUUAAAUUAUUAGAUGACUUACAUAAUUCACCUACUGACAUUUUCUGUAUUGCCACUACGUCAAAUCCAAGUGCCAUUAGUGAUGGUUUACGUCGUCCUGGACGUUUUCAACAUGAAAUAGUUAUCGACUGGCCAAAUGAACAAAUCCGCAGACGAAUAUUUAGUUCAAUGUUUGAAAGCAACCAAGACAAACCAUUCCGCAAGGAAAAGCAUAUAAAGAAGGAACUACUCGAGUUAGUCGCAAAACGAACGCAAGGUUUUGUAGCCGGAGAUAUAGCAUUGCUAGUGCAAAAUAUAGAGCAAGCUCUAUUAAGGCAAGGAGACGAAAUCGCUAUGGAAGUUUUGGUGAAAACUGCUCUGACUACGGUAAGACCAGCUUCAGUGCAUGGUGCUGAUGUACAGGUAUUCAAAUUUGUUGAUGGUUUCGAAACAAUAGGUGGCAUGGAUAAUUUAAAGCGUACUAUGGAAGUUAGUAUUUUAGCAGGUCUCCGUAGACAACAAAAAUUUAAAUAUUUCGGACUUCAACUGCCAAAAGGGCUAUUGCUUUAUGGUCCACCCGGCUGCGCUAAAACGACCUUCGCGAAAUGUCUUGCUAAAGAAGCCAAUAUGACAUUUAUUUCCAUUUCUACUGCGGAUGUCUACUCACCAUAUGUGGGCGCGGCAGAAAAGUUUAUAUCGCGUAUUUUCGACACAGCAAGGAAAAAUACACCCUGUUUAGUAUUUUUCGAUGAAAUCGAUACCAUGGCCGGCCGACGACCCAUCAACUCGAGCAGUUCAAGUGAUGUGCAUGUUCGUAUUCUUUCGACCUUAUUAACAGAAAUGGAUGGCGUUAUAGACAAUUCAGAUGACAAUAACCAACAUAUACUUGUUGUUGCCGCAAGUAAUCGACCGGAUAUGAUUGACGACGCGUUAUUACGACCUGGUCGUUUGAGUAAACACAUUUACGUUCCAGCUCCAGACUUGCAAUCGCGUAUAUCCCUUCUACAAUUAAUUGGCAAACGUAUGCCUUUUGAUGGCGAUGUAAAUAUUUACGGGAUAGCUAACGCAACUGAGCUUUAUACAGGCGCUGAUAUAUGUAAUCUCUGUAAUGAAGCCGCAUUGUUGGCUUUUGAAAGGCUGAGUGUGGAGAGUAAUGAAGAUGAAAAUAAAAUUAAAGCGAGCGAUUUUGAGAUUGCUUUGCGGAAUUCAAAAUCUUCAUUAUCAACAAAUCAGUUGAGUUUAUAUGCGAAAUUUCAGAAGAAAAUUGAACGGAAUGAAAAGUGAUUACAGCACGUUCGGAAUAAACUUGAUUAGAAAUUUGAAAAGGUUCUAGGCUUUUUUCCGUAUAUAAAAUUUUUGGUAUUUAAACUAGAACAUUUUAAUAUUA